Molecule: messenger RNA, 1801 nt
Organism: Hypoxylon trugodes
Lineage: Eukaryota; Fungi; Ascomycota; Sordariomycetes; Xylariales; Hypoxylaceae
Exons: 3
Coding region: 1-1467 (488 amino acids)
Source: RefSeq, a predicted model, not a curated record
AUGGCAACUAUGUCAGCGGUCUCGGGUACCACGACAUUUACUCCUCCGACUAGUGAACACGCAGAUCAUUCGGGGUGGAACCACACCUCUUCUAAUCAUGACAGCUCUAUGCCACAUAAAUUAUCUACAGAACGACAUGAGACCAAUGGCGUAAAGGGGGGUUCCCAUUAUACAAACGGGGACUCAGGCUAUGAUCCUUACGCGACAGACAACUACCCAUCAAGCAAAGAUACCCGCACAAGUCAAUCAACCUCGAUAUCUGAUCACAAGCGACCGAACGCCGAUGUUUCGCCCUCGGAUCUCGAAGAUGAACACUCGAAAUGGAUCCACCGGGAUAAGUUAGCUAGGAUAGAGAGCCAGGAACUUCAAGCCGCUGGUAUUAUUCUUCCCAAACCGAGGGCUCAAAGCAGGCCGAGGCGAGAUCGUAGCCCGGACAAAGCAAACGGUCAUCGGCGAGGUACUGAUGCUUCAGAAGCGCAUCCCGUCUCAAGAUCACGAAAGAAUUCGGAAUUGAGUGUUGAGAAACCCCUUGAAAUUGAAGUACCCGCCUGGGAUUUGCGGCUCCCAGAAGAAAUAGCCGAAGAUCCCGGUGAAUAUUGGGUAACAAAAGACAGUGUCAAAUCUCGUAUCCCAGUCGCCAAACUGAGUCCAGCUCCGAUUCCCGUCGAUUAUCUGGAACGAGAUGCGCCUGUGACGCGAAAGCAGAGUUUCCCCCUACUCGACGACGAAGCCUCGAUUUCGUUACCGAAGCCACGAUCGCGGAGCGGCAGCUCCAACGCGUUUGAUGACCCCCCGAAAGUCCAACCUUCGAAGCGCUCUGUUACGGAGGGUUCGCCCAAAAAAUCGACGGCAACCGAUGCCGCCGGGGCUAGGAAAAGCUCUGCACCGACAAAGACAGCCUCGCAAGGUCGACCGAAGACUCGAUCAGGUACAAAUACUCGCAGUGGUUCCAGAACACGACCAACCACCCGAUCCGGCGAAUUGUCGCCGCCAGUGUCUAAAUCUGCGCCGGAGGGUGAUCCGCCGUGGAUGGUGUCGGCAUACAAACCUGACCCCCGGUUACCACCGGAUCAGCAACUGCUUCCUACUGUUGCGAAAAGAUUACAACAAGAGAAGUGGGAACAAGAGGGCAAAUUCGGAAACAUAUAUGACAAGGAGUUCCGUCCUCUUAAUGAUGAAGGUUUCUUACGACCUCCAGAAUUGGAGAAGCCGAAGGACGUCGAAGAGAGGCAGGAUGAAUGGCCAUUGCGGCCCGGCGCUAAGAGUCCAAAUAUGAGUCGUCCUGGUACCAGUUCAUACUCGACAAUGCCUAAAAUUUCGGGCACGCCUAAUAUGACUCCUCUUGCGAGCCCGCUUUCGAUCCAACCGCACAACCAAAAUGGCCAGAGUCCCAGAGUACCGACACAGAUGGAACAACCCGAAGAAGAUACGAAGAAAUCGAGUUGUGGUUGCUGUAUUGUCAUGUGAACUGUCUGGGACGGUAUGCAUAUAUAUAUAUAACCUCUCGAAUCUCUUCUACAAUUUGUCAAGCACACCAUUGACGUGGGCAAACGAUCAGAUUAGACCUGAACGACGUUACGACUCUCUGGGACUUUGGCCACAUUCAGCGUUGUUUUAUUUUACCAACACCGCAUCCGCUAUUCAAUUUUCUAUCUCCUUUGUUCGCGGGUCAACUGUCCGUCGCAUCAAGAUCUAGCCCUUCUUCCGCCGCCCAGUCGACAUUUCGCACCGCUACCGAUAUACCAUCACUUCCUUCGAAGGGGCAGACUUGAAGUCUCUGCGCUUACAAUAUUUCUUGUUA